UAGUUGGUCGGCAUAAUCACAUAUUUUACUGUGAUACACCACGGACGAAUAUUUUAUGCAGAUCCCCAGUAAUGUAUACCUUAUUCAAUUCAAUCUGUAACAGAGCUGAUGUAUGUCAUGACAGUCUUAAUAAAAUAUUAAACAUUUACAGGGAGCAAUUGAGAUAAAAUCGUUUUGUUGAUGGUGUCAGUUAUUGUUAUUCUUCAAUUGGAGCACUUUUAUGUUUUUUUU
Molecule: messenger RNA, 231 nt
Organism: Acanthoscelides obtectus
Lineage: Eukaryota; Metazoa; Arthropoda; Insecta; Coleoptera; Chrysomelidae
Source: the annotation of a GenBank genome assembly